AGGCAUUCCCCCUCCCUUUAUUCCUUUGAAGCAGUAGCUCUAUAAAAAUGCUACCUCCCCAUCUGGUUUUUUGCACAUUAUCAUAAAAUAAAAAAUAUUCCAAAAUACUAGAACAGGGAAUAACUAAAAGACUCACCAUGGCCUCGACAGAUCGAAUCAUAGACGAAAGCGAUCACGAUGAUAACGCCCAGGCCAUUGCCUCCAGAGCAUUGCGCAAAGUCGAUAUGCGACUUAUUCCUCUCUUGUUCAUUACAUAUAUGUUCAAUUUCAUGGAUAAAACCAUUCUAUCAAGCGCGUCCGUCUUCGGCCUCAUUGACGACACACACCUGGUCGGACAACAAUACAGCUGGGUAUCCAGCAUCUUCUACUUCGGUUAUUUCUUCUGGGAAGUUCCCACAAACUAUCUCAUCCCCCGACUCCCUGUCGCAAAAUACAUGGCAGCCAACACCCUCUUUUGGGGUGCUGUGGUCGCCCUAACCGCAGCCUGCGUCAACUACGGCGGCCUGCUUGCAGUCCGAUUCCUCCUAGGCAUCGCAGAAGCAACCAUCACCCCUGCGUUCAUGUUCAUCACGACAACAUGGUACACACGCGACGAGAUCCCCUUCCGAACCGGCAUCUGGUUCUCAGGCAACUCCAUCGGGGGUCUUGUCGCCAGUCUCCUAGCCUACGGCAUAGGACAUAUCGAGCACCCUCUACAUCCAUGGAUGUGGAUGUUCAUCAUCCUGGGCGUUGCCACCUUCCUAUGGGGAUUCGUACUACUCGCCUUUCUACCAGAUAGCAUAUCAAAAGCCACGUUCCUAACGCCCCAGGAACGCGAAUUCAUGGCCCAUCGUGCCGUGAUAGCCGGAACAGGACGCACCGAGAAAACAAACUGGAAAUGGGAGCAGGCAGUUGAAUGCAUCCAGGAUCCGAAAACAUGGCAUCUCUUCGCCAUCGCCAUUCUAACUCAGAUUCCGAAUGGGGGUACGCAGAACUUUGGAAACCUUGUCAUUAAAUCCUUCGGCUUUACGUCGCUUGAAUCCACCCUCAUUAAUAUCCCUUCGAGUGUAGUCAGCGCUUCCACAAUCACUAUUACAGGCUGGAUAGCCGGUCGCUAUAGACAGGUGAACUGCAUCUUGAUCGUCUGCAUUGUAACCUUAUCGAUUAUAGGAAGUGCUUUGAUCUAUGCCCGUGCUCAUCAUGUCCCUCUUGGUGCCCAGCUGUUCGGAUACUUUCUCCUCGCGACGGGGCCCGGUGCCUUGCCCCUGGCUAUGUCCCUCGUUCAGGCGAAUUACAGGGGUGUCACGAAAAAAAUGACGAUGACGGCCAUGAUAUUCGUGGCAUAUUGCGCGGGGAAUAUUGCAGGUCCGCAGUUGUUUCGGGCGAGUGAGGCGCCAACGUACCAGACUUCUUUUAAAGCUAUCUUGAUUUGUUAUAUCAUUUCUGGUGGUUUGGCUAUCUCGUUGAGGGUUUAUUUGCAGUUAAUUAAUAAGAGGAGGGAUCGUGAGGAGGGCGUGCAAGGAAAUGCGGGUUUGUCGGGGGCUGUUGGGGGGAAGGUGGUUGAGGAGCGUCGACGGGGUAACAAUGAGGUUUCGGAGCUGGUCAGGUCGGUUGAUUUGCGGCCAGAGGAUUAUGACGAUGUGACUGAUUGGAACACUGUGGGGUUUCGAUAUCGUCUGUAG
Messenger RNA from Aspergillus caelatus, 1661 nucleotides. Its product is annotated as major facilitator superfamily domain-containing protein. Gene Ontology annotation, cellular component: plasma membrane. Gene Ontology annotation, biological process: transmembrane transport; dipeptide transport; allantoate transport. The transcript has 2 exons. Bases 138 to 1661 code for a protein of 507 amino acids. NCBI's taxonomy places the organism in Eukaryota, Fungi, Ascomycota, Eurotiomycetes, Eurotiales, Aspergillaceae. The record is from RefSeq and is a predicted model, not a curated record. Gene Ontology annotation, molecular function: dipeptide transmembrane transporter activity; allantoate transmembrane transporter activity.